AUGGAUGUGAAUGUGGACUGGAACUCUGAGAAUAACGUUCAUGACACAGGUGAGAAGCAUUUGCAUUACUCCAGGCAGACCACUAAGCCAGUGUGCCACACACCUAGCCUUCAGAAGGAGGUAGAUAUGAAUUACUCGCAGACAUGCAGUCCUCAUUGCAACUCUACUGGACCUUCAGGUAAGCAGGAGCUUCCUGCAGAGUUGCAGUGUGAAGACAAAGAAGCCUAUGAGACCUACUACCAGAAACAAGGUGAGAGUACAGCUGGAGUCUUUGUCCAUCCCAGUACUGACUUUGACCUGCGGUGUGAAGAUAAAGAUUUAGAGCCCCGUUGCUCUGAGCAGUCCAAGAAACCACAGCGACUAUGUGAUGACAAUGAAAGCACCGUUCUUGCUGAUGUGUUUGAUGAGGACCUGGAGCCUGUCUCUGAGGAAGCUUUGCCGUAUCGGUGCAAGAAGUGCAGCUCUUCUUUCCAGGCCGUGAGCGAGCUGCAGGAGCACAAGCAGACUCACCUGCUGGAAAACUCCUACCGGUGUCCCGUCUGUGCCAAAGAGUUCUUCCGUGCGGCUAACCUGCGCAUGCACAAGCUCAUCCAUUCCAGCGACCGGCCGCACAAGUGUCCCGAGUGCGACAAGGGAUUCAUCCGCACCGCCGACGUCUGGAGGCACUUGCGCAACGUACACAAGAUAGAGCGCUCCAUGGUCAUCCUGGGCAAUGGCAUGGCCAGGAACCCAUGGUCCAUAGUACACCGCAACCAGCAUGCUGUGGAGUACGCCGAGCAGCCUUGUGCUGAGAACCGCAAGGCUGAGGAAGAUGACUAUAAACCUUACGCCUGCCCGACGUGCGGCAAAGGUUUUGAUAAGCCCAACCUGCUUUCCAAGCACAAGGUGAUCCACCGGCAGGACAAGCCCUAUAAGUGCCAGGAAUGCGGCAUGGCAUUCGUCCAGCUGCUCAGGCUGAAAAGACACCAGCAGACUCACUCUGGGGAGCGCCCCUUCUAUUGUGAGGAGUGUGGAGGGACGUUCACCCGGCUGGCAUCGCUGCAGCGCCACCACCGCAUCCACACAGGGGAAAAGCCCUACUCUUGCGGUUACUGUGGGCAUUCCUUCACUGAGUCGGGUACCCUGCGGAGGCACGAGCGCACGCACAAACCGGACAAAUCGUAA
Messenger RNA from Indicator indicator, 1164 nucleotides. RefSeq names its product zinc finger protein 420-like. Gene Ontology annotation, molecular function: DNA-binding transcription factor activity, RNA polymerase II-specific; RNA polymerase II transcription regulatory region sequence-specific DNA binding. Lineage: Eukaryota; Metazoa; Chordata; Aves; Piciformes; Indicatoridae. Gene Ontology annotation, biological process: regulation of transcription by RNA polymerase II. Gene Ontology annotation, cellular component: nucleus. The coding region runs from base 1 to 1164 and encodes 387 amino acids. The record is from RefSeq and is a predicted model, not a curated record. The transcript has a single exon.